UCUACCCUCCAAUACACUCUUUAUAAACCUAACAAUCUCUCCUCCUUUUCCUCUCAUUAUACCUUCUACCCUUCUCUUAUCAUAUUUUCUUGUGUCAAAAGAAAUUUCAGUUCCUCUUCUUCAUCUAAAAUAAUCAUGUCUUGCUACAAGGGAAAGUACGCUGAUGAAUUGAUUGCCAAUGCUGCCUACAUUGGUACCCCUGGAAAGGGUAUCCUUGCUGCUGAUGAAUCCACCGGUACCAUCGGAAAACGUCUAUCAAGCAUCAAUGUUGAGAACGUUGAGUCCAACAGACGUGCUCUUCGUGAGCUUCUUUUCUGCACCCCUGGAUGUCUUCAAUACCUAAGUGGUGUCAUCCUUUUUGAAGAGACUCUAUACCAAAAGACUGCUGCUGGUAAGAUGUUCGUUGAUGUCAUGAAGGAAGGUGGUGUUCUUCCAGGUAUCAAGGUUGACAAGGGUACCGUUGAACUUGCCGGAACCAACGGUGAGACCACCACUCAGGGUCUUGAUGGCCUUGCCCAGCGAUGUGCUACAUACUACGCAGCUGGUGCUAGAUUUGCCAAGUGGCGUGCUGUUCUAAAGAUCGGCCCCAACGAGCCAUCACAAUUGGCCAUCAACGAGAAUGCUAAUGGUUUGGCCAGAUAUGCCAUCAUCUGCCAAGAGAAUGGUUUGGUGCCAAUUGUUGAGCCUGAAAUUUUGGUUGAUGGAACACACGACAUUGACCGAUGUGCUGAUGUUACCGAGAGAGUUCUUGCAGCUUGCUACAAGGCUUUGAACGACCACAAGGUUCUUCUUGAGGGAACUCUAUUGAAGCCCAACAUGGUUACCCCAGGUUCUGAAGCCAAGAAGGUUGCUCCAGAAGUGAUUGCUGAGUACACUGUCCGUGCUCUUCAGAGGACCAUGCCCCCAGCUGUUCCAGCUGUUGUUUUCUUGUCAGGUGGACAAAGUGAGGAGGAAGCAACCAGAAACCUUAAUGCAAUGAACCAGCUAAAGGCCAAGAAGCCAUGGUCACUAUCUUUCUCCUUCGGCCGUGCUCUUCAACAGAGUACCCUCAAGGCCUGGUCAGGAAAGGAUGAGAACAUUGAGAAGGCACAAGCAGCUUUCCUCGCAAGGUGCAAGGCCAACUCCGAAGCUACUUUGGGUACCUACAAGGGUGAUGCUCCAGUUGGAGAAGGUGCUGCAGAGAGCCUUCACGUUAAGGGAUACACUUACUAAUCAAUCAACUAGACGAGGUUGUGGUUUCUUUCUGAAAAUCUUGUCCUUUUAUUCUGAUUUUAGUUUGCUAUUUUGAUGUGUUAAAAGAACAUGGUAUAGUGGGGAAUCAAGAUGAAGUAUCUCUUCUCUUUGGAUUUUUAGAGUUUAGUGGUUUUUAUUUAGAGUGAGUGAUGAAGAAACGGAUGCUGUUGCAAAUAAUUUACGGGAGUUUCAUGACACACAAUGCUGAGUUUGAGAAAUGUGUCACUGCAUUCUCCCUUUGAACUUUGUCUUUCAAAUUUAUGCUUUCUUGUUCAUGUUAAAUUUCUUUAGCUCUUUGAGCAAAUAUUUACGGGGCUUUUUAAAGUUUUCCCAUUUGAGGCAAA
Messenger RNA from Papaver somniferum (opium poppy), 1577 nucleotides. RefSeq names its product fructose-bisphosphate aldolase 6, cytosolic-like. Gene Ontology annotation, molecular function: fructose-bisphosphate aldolase activity. NCBI's taxonomy places the organism in Eukaryota, Viridiplantae, Streptophyta, Magnoliopsida, Ranunculales, Papaveraceae. The record is from RefSeq and is a predicted model, not a curated record. Gene Ontology annotation, cellular component: cytosol. Bases 136 to 1212 code for a protein of 358 amino acids. Gene Ontology annotation, biological process: glycolytic process; fructose 1,6-bisphosphate metabolic process. The transcript is spliced from 2 exons.